Medioppia subpectinata is the source of this 1881-nucleotide messenger RNA. NCBI's taxonomy places the organism in Eukaryota, Metazoa, Arthropoda, Arachnida, Sarcoptiformes, Oppiidae. The record is from the annotation of a GenBank genome assembly.
GGCUUAGGGAGUGACGGGUGCUUUUUCCUGUUGGCGUUUAACGAUGGCACGUUUAAAACAUUCCAACUCAUCGAUUGGGUGCGACACGUGCCGCUGGAUGUGUUGGCCAAAAAUUUUCAAGUGCUACCGGAGACGUUUGCCAACGUACCGCAGGGAAAUCUGUACAUAUUCGCCAGCGAACUGCCCCGACCUCUAGCCCAGGAGAAAGCGAUAGCGGCGGAGGGCACGGGUGAAGUGCCCCAAACGUACGCCUACUUCGCGUCGACCCAACCGGCGAACGCCACCCGAUGGGGCGGUACGGCUAAGAUCAUUGACAAAACCAACUUCCCGGUGACCACAAUCGCGGCCGCCAUUGUAACCCUCAAACCGGGCGCACUCCGGGAACUUCACUGGCAUCCAAACGCCGACGAAUGGAACUACUGUGUGACAGGCAAAGCCCGUAUGGGUAUAUUCAACGCUGACAUGAGCUCCACUACGGUCGACAUCGAGGCCGGAGACGUGGGUUUCGUACCGAAGACAACGCCUCAUUAUGUGGAAAACACCGGUACAAACGAUCUCGUGUUUUUAGAGGUGUUCCCCACCGACACCUACCAGGACGUAUCGCUGGCCACGUGGUUGGCGCACACCCCUACCCGACUGGUCAACGCGCACCUGCACACUGGCGAGAGAUUUUUGGCUGAUAUUCCCAAAACAAAGGCAGUGAUAGAGCCAUGGAAUCGAACGUGGUAUCCGAGUCACGGCAUUGUGUUUCCCACCCCCUAUUUUGAGGACGUUUCGUUGGCCGAGUGGUUGGCCCACACGCCCACCCAAUUGGUCGACGAGCACUUUCAUCCGGCGCCGUUCAUGAACGCGGCACUCGAGCGCCAGAACCCGUCGGCCAAUCGGCCGCCGGUCACCGACGCCGGGAGUUCACCAAAUUAUAAAUACCCGUUUGCUUUCUCGCGCACAUCUUAUUAUAGCGGUGGUUGGGUGCGACAGGUGAACGUAAAAGAUUUUGCUAUAGCGACCACAAUGGCCGGGGUACAAAUGAAACUGAUCAGAGGUGGCGUAAGGGAACUACACUUUCACGUUAGCUCCGAGUGGGCCUAUGUGAUCCAGGGCACUUGUCGAAUCACCGCCGUAGAUGAAAAUGCUAAAUCGUUUGUGGAGGAUGUGAGUGCGGGCGAUGUGUGGCUGUUUCCCGCGGGUAUACCGCACUCCAUACAAGUGCGACCGGAAACGUUCAAAAACAUACCGCAGGACAAUCUGUAUAUAUUUGCCAGUGAACUGCCCCGACCUCUAGCCCAGGAGAAAGCGAUGGCGGCAGAGGGCACGGGUGAAGUGCCCCAAACGUACGCCUACUUCGCGUCGUCCCAACCGGCGAACGUCACGCGAUGGGGCGGCACGGCUAAGAUCGUCGACAAAAACAACUUCCCGGUGACCACAAUCGCGGCCGCCAUUGUUACGCUCAAACCGGGCGCACUCCGGGAACUACACUGGCAUCCAAACGCCGACGAGUGGAACUACUGUGUGACAGGCAAAGCCCGUAUGGGUAUAUUCAACGCCGACCUGAGCGCCACUACGGUUGACAUUGAGGCCGGGGACGUGGGUUACGUACCGAAGAUAACACCUCAUUAUGUGGAAAACACCGGUACAACCGACCUCGUGUUUUUAGAGGUGUUUGCCACCGACACCUACGAGGGGGUAUCACUGGCCACGUGGUUGACACACACCCCUACCCGACUGGUCAACGCGCACCUGCACACUGGCGAGAGAUUUUUGGCCGAUAUUCCCAAAACAAAGGCAGUGAUACAGCCCUGGAAUCGAGCGUGGUAUCCCAGUUACGGCAUUAAUAAGCAAACGGGGUCGGAAACUGGAUCAGAACAAGAUCAAAAUAAAUAG